GCGGUCUGGCGGAGGCGCCUCCGCGAGCCUCGACUCCACUUCUUUGUUUGUGUCUGAGCCCGCAGGACCGCAGGACCCGACUGCCUCGCCUCGGCCCGGCCCCGCGUGGCCGCCUGCGUCCCCGACCAGCCGAGAGGGGUUACCCGAGCCUUUCUUCCGCGCACUUUCUCCCUCUGCAGCGGCCCACCCGGCUCCCGCCGCGCCCUUUCCAGAAACUUCACGCCUGCCUCCGCAGUCACCCUGGGCAGAGCCGUUUUGGCCCGGUCGUGGAUCCCUUGCCCUCUGCGGCGCCUUGCGGCCGGAUUCGCAACCUCUUCCCCCAAUCCCCGUAUUUCUUUUGCCGGUGUCAUUAUUCAUUGCUCUGUGUUUAGUUAGUUGCAUAGCGCACCCUGAUACCUAUUAAAAGUGGGAGCGAUGCAGUGGCAGGGUGGAGCCCCGUUUUAUACUGGUUACGGGAAAAUAAAACAGGGAACCCUAGGAAGGCAAGACUGGCACCACGUCCCUCUGGGAGCGAGUUUUGCAGGUUUUCAGAGUAGAGUAGUUACCUCUUUGGGGAAUGAUAAGUGACUUGAACUGCAUUUCUAAGUUACUCAAACAUAGCUCUUUGGAUAUUUUAACUCGCACUGACCUUGCCUUGACUGAUUGAAGCCGCGUGCACUUGCUAAUUUUGCAGCUGAGAUGAGCAUUUAUUGUGUUUCCGAGCAGAAACCUGACAAAUGUCCAAGCGGCUGUUGGAUUCGAACUGCCGACUUUUUGGUUAGCAGCCAGGCUCUUAACCACUGGGCCACCGGGGCAGCUUUGAUGAUGAUGCCUUGCCCAGCGGGGAGGUUUCAGUGAAUUGUGUGCCAGCGUCCCUGGUGCCUUCGUGGUUUUUCUGGUUCUGUUCUUCCGGAGAGGAGAGGCAACAUGCCUCUGCUUUUCUGUGUCCACUGGGAACCGCAGAUCUUAAACUAGUUUUGCUAAUACAUCUCUGACUUCUCUAGUUGCUCCUUUCGUCUGAAAACAGGCCUUUAGAUUUUAAGGAUGAAUUUAUUUAUUUAGAGCUUAUUUUGAUUAUAUUAUUAGCCACUGAUUAACUUCACUGUAAAUGAAACACUAGUUUUAGAAUAGUUUUAAGUGUUAUCGGUGACAAAUAAAAAUUAAUGGUAUCUGUUUUGUCUCAAACAAAUGGAAACUUCACACUUAGUCUUCAGAAUAUUAAAAUAGAUACAUCAUAAAUGGGAUGAAAAAUUUGUCUCACUUUUAUACGGUGCUUAAUGUCGGACAUGGAGCCCUGGUGGCACAGUGGUUAAAGCGCUCAGCCGCUAACUGUAAGGUGAGCGUUUGGAACCGAGGAACUACUCUGCAGGAGAAAGACUUGGCAAUCAGCUUCAGGAAAAAGAUUUACGGACCUGGAAACCCUAUGGAGCAGUUCCACUCUGCACUAUAGGGUUGCUGUGAGUUGGAAUCAAAUGAUGGCAGUAGGUUUGGUUUUUUGGGUAAUGUCGAACAAAUAAUAGAAAAGUGUAAAAAUUGGGCUUUGUAUUUUUCAGUUUGUAGCUUACCCUCGUUUUCUCAUACCCUCAAUAUUUUUCACAGCAUGAAAUGGGGAGAAGUGAAUUUUUUUAUGCCGUCAUUUUGUUUUGUGUUUUUUAGUUUUUGGUCUGGGGGAUCUGAAACAUUGUUAAUGAAAAAUUAUCUAUAAAUUGUUAGCUGGAUUGCAGGACAUUAUAUCUAAAAUUGUACAUAAAAGAUGGUGAAACGUUUAUUUUCUCUUGGUAAUGAUGUUUUCUAGUUCGAAUAAUGUAUAAAUGGCAUAAAGAAAAACACUUGAUUUAAGUUACGAAAAAGUUGAAGCUACUUUUAAGUUACUUUAUCCCUGAGUAGACUGGGAAAUACUAAACAUUUUAUCUCAGUAUGUAAUGUUUAUUAUUAGGUUGCAUGAAUUUAGGAGCUGUUCUACAAAGUAAGGAACCCUGGUGGCGCAGUGGUUAAGCGCUGGGCCGCUAACCACUGACUAUUGGAAUCCACCAGCCUUUCUACGGGAGCAAGAUGUGCCAGUCAGUUUCCAUAAAGGAAAUUUUAUGGGGGCAGUCCUACUGUCCUAUAGGGUCACUAUGAGUUGGAAUUGACUCCUUGGCAACAGAUUUCAUUUUUGGUUUCUGUAAAAGUGAAUAAUUUUAUCGUCUCACAGUUGGAGUAAAUGUGGGUAAAAAUUUGCUAGAGCAAAUUGCAUGGCAAACUGGAAUCUCUAUAAUAAAAUUAUUUUACAAAAUAUGUACAUUUUUAGAUUUUGUUGUGCUUUAGGUGAAAGUUUACAGUGCAAUCUCUCCAACGUUUGUUAUUUUCUGUUUUGUUAAUUGGUGCUAGUAACAUCAGUGUGAGAUGACACUGACCUUGUAGUUUUGCUUUGCAUUUCUCUAAUGGCCAAUGAUCUCGAGGAUUUCCUCAAGUGUUAGCUGCCUAAAUGUCUUCUCUGGUGGAGUGUCUGUUCACAUCCUUUGCCCGUUUUUAAAUUGGAUUAUUUGUCUUUUUGUUGUUGAGGUGUCGAAGCUUUGUAUGUAUUUUAGAGAUUAGACCCUUAUUGGAUAUGUUGUAGCCAGAAAAUUUUUCUCAGUCUGUAGGUUUUUUUUUUUUUCACUCUUUUGGUGAAGUCUUUUGAUGAGCGUAAGUGUUUUUUAGGAGCUCCCAGUUACCUACUUUAUCUUCUGGUGUUUGUGUAUCGUUAGUUACGGUUUGUAUUGAAUUUAUGCCAUUAUUAGGGCAUAAAUUGUCCCUGUUUUUUCUUCCAUGAUCUUUAUCGUUUUAAGUUUUAUAUUUAGGUCUUUGAUCCAUUUUGAGUUAGUUUUUGUGUAUGGUGUGAGGUAUGGGUCCUGCCCCCCCCCCCCACCCCCACAGGUGGACAUCCAGUUUUACCAGCACCAUUUGUAAAAAGACUGUCUUUUCCCCAUUUAAUGGACUUUGGUACUUUGUCAAAGAUCAGCUGACUAAAGGUGGAUGGGUUUACAUCUGGGUUCUCGAUUCUGUUUCAUUGGUCUAUGUGUCUGUUGUUGUACCAGUACUAGGCUGUUUUGACUACUGUGGCCGUGUAAUAGGUUCUGAUAUCAGGUAGUGUGAGGCCUCCUACUUUGUUUUUUUCUUCAAUAAUGCUUUGCUUCUCCGAGGUCUCUUUCCUUUCCAUAUAAAGUUGGUGAUUCAUUUUUCCAUCUUGUUAAAGAAUACUGAUGAUAUUUGGAUUGGGAUUGCAUCGUAUCUGUAGAUCGCUUUGGGUAGAAUUGACAUUUUCACAGUGUUGAGUCUUCUUGUCCAUGAACAUGGUAUGCAUUUCCAUUUAUGUAGAUCUCUUUUUGGUUCCUUGCAAUAGUGUUUUGUAAUUCUCUUUUGUAUAGGUCUUUUAUGUCCCUGGUUAGAUUUAUUCCUAAGUAUUUUAUCUUUUUAGGGGCUGUUAUAAAUGGUGUGGUUUUCCUGAUUUCCUUUUUGAAGUUCUCUUUGUUGGUGUUUAGGAAUCCAACUGAUUUUUGUAUGUUUAUGAUGUAUCCUGCAACUCUGCUGCACCUGUUAGUUCCAGCAGCUUUCUGGUGGAGUCUUUGGGGUUCUCUACGUAUAGGAUCAUAUCAUUUGCAAGUAGGAAUAGUUUUACUUCUUUUUUUCCAAUUUGGAUGCCUGUUAUUUCUUCUUUUUUUGUCUUAAUGCUCCAGCUGGGCCUUCUAGCGCUGUGUUAAAUAGGAGUGAUGAUAGAGGACAUUCUUGUCUCUGUUCUCAGGGGGAAUGCUUUCAGCCUUUCUCCAUUGAGAAUGAUGUUGGUUGUUGGUUUUGUAUAGAUAUUAUCUUGCGCAAUUUCCUUUCUAUUCCAAUUUUAUUGAGAAUUUUUAUCAGUAACGGGUCUUGGACUUUAUCAGAUGCCUUUUCUGUGUCAUUUGAGAUGGUUAUGUGAUUCUUUUGUUCUAUUUAUGUGGCAGAUUACAUUGAUUGAUUUUCUAAUGUUGAACCAUUCUUGAAUACCUGGUAUGAAUUCCACUUGAUUGUUUUGUAUUCUUUUUUUGCUACGAGGCUGAAUUCUCUUGGCCAGAAUUUUGUUGAGAAUUUUUGCAUCUGUAUUCAUGAGAGAUACUAGUAUGUAAUUUUAUUUAUUUACUUAUUUAUUUGUGGUGUCAUUGCCUGGCUUUGGUAUCAGGGUUAUGCUGGCUUCAUAGAAUGAAUUCAGGAGUAUUACUUCCUUUUUUAUGCUUUGGAGUAGUUUGAGUAGUACUGGUGUGAGAUUUUUCUCUGAAUAUUUGGUAGAAUUUGCCAGUGAAUCCAUUCAGGCCAAGGUUUUUUUUUUUUUUUUUAAUUCCCUCUUUAGUCUCUUGUUAUGAGUCUGUUCAGAUUUUUGAUCUCAGUUUGUGUUAGUUUGGGUAGGUAGUGUGUUUCUAGGUUUUCAAAUUUGUUCGAGUGCAAUUUUUUGUAGUGUUCUGUUAUGAUUCUUUUUAUUUCAGCUAGGUCUGUUGUAUUUCUCUCACCCCAUUUCUUAUUUGGGUUAUUUGCUUCCUCUGCUGUUUUUCUCUUGUCAGUUUGUCUACUGAUUUGUUGAUCUUUUAAAGGAACCAACUUUUGGUCUUAAUUUUUUCUUUUGUUUUUCUGUAGUCCAAUUAUUUCUGUUCUAAUCUUUAUUAUUUCCUUUCUUCUGGUGCCUGUGGGCUUCUUUUGCUGUUCUUUCGUAUUUGUUUGAGUUGUAGGGCUAACAUUUUGAUUUUGCUCGGUCAUUUGUUUUUGAUGUAUGUUUAUUGCUGUAAAUUGACCUCUGAGCACUGCUUUUGCUGUGCUGUAUGUUGUGUUUUCACUUAAAAUUAUUUUUUUAAGUUUGAUUGGUAGACCAAAAUGCGUUGCUACCAAGAAUAAGGUUUUUUUCAAUUGUCAAGGUAAUGAAACACACUCACACGAAUUCACCAGCCAUCUGUUGCAUACUCUGCAUGGCGUACACUUGUCUGUCUGAUUCUUUAAACUGUUGUUAGGUGCUGUCCAGUCAGUUCUGACUCACGGCAACACUGUGUACAACAGAGCAAGACACUGCCCGGUCCUAUGCCAUCCUCAUAAUUGUUGUUACGCUUGAGCGCAUUUUUGCAGCUACUGUCUCAGUCCCUCUCGUUGAGGGUCUCCCUCUUUUUCGCUGAUCCUGUACUAGAUGUAGCAUGAUGUCCUUCUCCAGGGACUCUGGCCCCUCUUGAUAACAUGUCCAAAGUAUGUGAGAUAAGGUCUCGCCAUCCUUGCUUCUAAUGAGUGUUAUGGCUGUGCUUCUUUCAAUAUAGAUCUGUUUGUUCUUCUGGCAGUCCGUGGCAUAUUCAAUAUUCUUUGCCAACACCAUAAUUCAAGGGCAUCAAUUCUUCUUUGGUCUUUUUUAUUCAUUGUCUAGCCUUCAUAUGUAUGUGAGGCAAUUGAAAAUACCAUGGCUUGGAUCAGGCACUCCUUAGUCCUUAAAGUGACAUCUUUUCAAUACUUUAAAGAGGUCUUUGCAGCAGUUUUCCCCCAGUGCAAUGUGUCAUUUGAUUUCUUUAAAAAAAAAUUUUUUUUUGUGUGCUUUUAAGUGAAAGUUUACAGUUCAAGUUAGUUUUUCAUACAAAAAUUUAUACAUACAGUAUUAUGUGACCCUAGUUGCUCUCCCUGUAGUGUGACAGCACACUCCUCCUUUCCACCCCGGAUUUCUUGUGUCCAUUCAACCAUCUCCUGUCCCUUUUUGUCUUCUCAUCUUGCCUCCGGACAGGAGCGGCCCACUUAGUCUCACGUAUAUUCUUGAGCUAAGAAGCACUCUCUUCACAAGGAUCAUUUUAUGUCUUAUAGUCUAGUCUAAUCUUUUUCUGAAGAGUUGGCUUUGGGAAUGGUUUCUGUUCUGGGCUAACAGAGAGUCUGGGGCCAUGUCUCUUGGGGUCCCUCCAGUCUCAGACCAUUAAUUCUGGUCUUUUUACUAGAAUUUGAGUUCUGCACCUCGCUUUUCUCUUGCUCCAUCAGGGACUCUCUAUUGUGUUCCCUGUCAGGGCUGUCAUUGGUGGUAGCUGAGCACCAUCUAGUUCUUCCGGUCUCAGGCUGGUGGAGUCUCUGAUUUAUGUGGCCCUUUCUGUCUCUUGGGCUAAUAUUUUCCUUGUGUCUUUGGUGUUCUUCAUUUUACUUUGCUCCAGGUGGAUUGGGACCAAUUGAUGUAUCUUAGAUGGCCGCUCACUAGUGCUUAAGACCCCAGAUGCCACUCAUCAAAAUGGGACGCAGAACAUUUUCCUAAACUUUGUUAUGCCAGUUGACCUAGAUGUCCCCUGAAACCAUGGUCCCCAGACCCCUACCCCUGCUACUCUGUUCCUCAGAGUGUUUGGUUGUAUUCAGGAAACUUCUUAGCUUUUGGUUUAGUCAGGUUGUGCUGACUUCCCCUGUAUUGUGUGUUGUCCUUCUCUUCACCUAAUUCUUACCUUCUAUCUAGUUCCUGGUUAGGAGGGUAAGGAGGGAGGGAGAGGGAUUAUUCGUUUGAUUUCUUGACUGCUGCUUUCAAGGGCUUUGAUUGUGGAUCCAAGUAAAAUGAAAUCCUCGACAACUUCAGUGUUUUCUCUGUUCAUUAUGGUGUUGCUUAUUGGUCCAGUUGUGAGGAUUUUUGUUUUCUUUAUGUUGAAGUGUAAUCCAUACCAAAGCCUCUGGGCUUUGAUCUUCAUCAGUAAGUGCUUCAGAUUGUCUUUACUUUUAGCAAGGAAGGUUGUGUCAUCUGCAUAUCGUAGGUUGUUAAUGAGUCUUCUUCCAAUCUUGUUGCCUCAUUUUUGUUCAUGUAAUCCAGCUUCUCAGAUUAUUUGUUCAGCAUACAGAUUGAAUAAGUGUGAUAAAAGAAUAUAAGCCUGACACACGCCUUUCCUUAUUUUAAACCACGCAGUAUGCCCUUCUUCUGUCUGAACACGUGCUGCCCGGUCUAAGUACAGGUUCCUUAUGAGCACAAUUAAGGGUUCUGGAAUUCCCAUUCUUCCCAAUGAUAAAAAAAAAAAAAUUUUUUUUUUAACUUAUAAUGAUCCACACAAUUGAAUGCCUUUGCAUAGUCAAUAAAACACAGGUUAAACAUCUUUCUGUCAUGAUGUGCUUUAAGCCAUGAUCCAUCUGUAUUUUGAGUGCCUUCCAACUUGAAGGGCUCACCCUCCAGCAGUAUAUCAGACAGAGUUCCGCUGCUAUUCACCAGGUUUUCACAUGCCAGUUUUUACAGAAGUAGGCUGCCAGGUCUUUCUUCCUAGUCUGUGUUAGUCUGGAAGUUUCAGUAAAACCCUGCUGGUAUUUGAAAUACUGGUGGCAAAGCUUCCAGAAUCACAGCAACAUGGAAGCCAGCACAGUACAACAAACUGACAGACACAUGGUGGAUUCUUUAAACUAGCCAAUAGCAUUAAAAUUUUUUGUAUUUUGGAGGUACUCUGUGCUCUCUUAUAGAUGGGAAAAAUCAAACUCAGGAGUUAUAAAUGACUUCAGUGUCCAAGGUUCUUAGUUUGAUUAGUAGCAAAGUUGACUAGAAUCUUUUAUCUUUUUGCUGACUACCAUGUUUCCUUACUGAACUUUGAAUUUUCUUUAACCAGAGUACUUGAACUUUGUAGGCAGACUACCUGGGUUUGAAUUUUGACUAUGAUAUGGUAAUAUCUGUGAAAGCCGGAACCUGUGUAAGGCAUAAACCUGUCAGAGAAAGAAAACCAGUAUUUUCCACUAAAACGAGUGAUAGAAGAGUGGUAAGACUGCACCCCGUCAAAGGUGGAAAACUUGUGAGACCCAGAAAAACAAGGCAGUCAUGUCAAGACUCCCACUGUACUAACUGGAUAACCCCAGUAACUGUGUGCCUCAGUUUUUCCAUCUAAAAUGGAAAUAAUAGUAUCUCAUAUGCUUUCCAGGAUUAAAUGAGAAGAGUGCCUGCCAUAAAGUAAAUGGCUCCAGUAAGUGUUAACUGUUACUGAAAGUGAAGAGAACUUGAAGCACUUGUUGAUGAAGAUCAAACAACACAGCUUUCAGUCUGGAUUACAGGUCAACAUAAAGAAAACAGAAAUCCUCAUAACAGGACUAAAAAGCAACAUCAUGAUAAAUGGAGAAAAUAUCGAAAUUGUCAAGGAUUUUAUUUUACUGGGAUCCAUAGUUAACACCCAUGGAAGCAGCAGUCACAAAAUCGAACAAUAUGUUGCACUAGACAAAUCUGCUGCAAAAGAUCUCUUUAAAGUGUUAAAAAGCAAAGAUGUCAUUUUGAGAGCUAAGGUGCACCUGACCCAAGCCAUGGUAUUUUCGGUUGCCUUAUGUGCAUUCAAAAGCUGGACAGUGAAUAAGGAAACAGAAGAAGAAUUGAUGCCUUUGAAUUAUGCUGUUGGCAAAGAAUAUUGAAUGUACAGUGGACUGCCAGAGGAAUAAACAAAUCUGUCUUGGAAGAAGUAUGAUCAAAAUGCUCUUUAGAAGUGAGGAUGGCAUCAUAUGUACACCCAUGUUCGUUGCAGCAUUGCUCACAGUAGCAAAAAGAUGGAAACAACCUAGAUGCCCAUCAGCAGAUGAAUGGAUAAACUUUGGUACGUACACACAAUGAAAUAUUACGCAGCGUUAAAGAACAACUAUAAAUCUGUGACGCAUCUGUUAACACGGGUGAAUCUGGAGGGCAUUAUGAAGUGUUAUGAACAGAAGCAGUACAAAAAUGGCCUCAAGUUUUGCAAGAUGAUACUUUCGAACCCAAAAUUUGCUGAACAUGGAGAGACUUUGGCUAUGAAAGGGUUAACACUGAAUUGUUUAGGAAGGAAAGAAGAAGCCUACGAAUUUGUUCGUAAAGGACUGCGCAAUGAUGUCAAGAGUCAUGUCUGUUGGCAUGUAUAUGGACUCUUGCAGCGUUCUGAUAAGAAGUAUGAUGAAGCUAUUAAGUGUUACCGAAAUGCCCUCAAAUUAGAUAAAGACAAUCUACAAAUUCUGAGGGAUCUCUCUCUGUUGCAGAUCCAAAUGCGAGACCUUGAAGGUUACCGAGAGACAAGGUACCAGCUUCUUCAGUUGCGUCCAACACAGCGUGCUUCCUGGAUUGGAUAUGCUAUUGCAUACCAUUUGCUAAAAGAUUAUGAUAUGGCAUUAAAACUAUUAGAAGAAUUUAGACAAACGCAGCAAGUUCCUCCCAACAAAAUAGACUAUGAGUAUAGUGAACUUAUAUUAUACCAGAAUCAAGUGAUGCGAGAGGCAGAUCUAUUUCAGGAAUCCUUGGAACAUAUAGAAACAUAUGAGAAACAAAUAUGUGAUAAACUUUUGGUGGAAGAAAUUAAAGGGGAAAUGCUGUUGAAAUUGGGACGAUUAAAAGAAGCCAGUGAAGUAUUCAAAAACUUGAUCGAUCGGAAUGCAGAAAACUGGUGUUAUUAUGAAGGCUUGGAAAAAGCUCUACAACUUAGCACUUUAGAAGAGAGGCUUCAAAUUUAUGAAGAGAUUAGUAAGCAGCAUCCCAGAGCAAUUUCACCUAGAAGAAUACCUUUGAAUCUUGUCCCAGGUGAAAAAUUUAGAGAACUAAUGGAUAAGUUCCUGAGGGUUAACUUCAGUAAAGGCUGCCCACCCUUGUUUACUACUUUGAAAUCUUUAUAUUACAAUACAGAAAAGGUUUUAAUAAUCGAGGAACUUGUUACUAAUUAUGACACCUCUCUUAAAAUGUGUGACUUUUUUAGCCCUUAUGAGAAUGGGGAGAAGGAACCCCCAACAACACUACUCUGGGUUCGGUAUUUCCUGGCACAGCACUUUGAUAAGCUUGGACAGUAUUCUUUGGCUUUGGAUUAUAUUAAUGCUGCAAUUGCUAGUACUCCAACUCUAAUAGAGUUAUUCUAUAUGAAAGCAAGAAUUUACAAGCAUAUAGGUAAUCUAAAAGAAGCUGCAAAGUGGAUGGAUGAAGCGCAGUCUUUGGACACAGCUGAUAGAUUCAUCAAUUCUAAAUGUGCAAAAUAUAUGCUUCGAGCAAAUAUGGUAAAAGAAGCAGAGGAAAUGUGCUCCAAGUUCACAAGGGAAGGCACAUCUGCCAUGGAAAAUCUAAACGAAAUGCAGUGUAUGUGGUUUCAGACAGAAUGUAUUUCAGCUUAUCAACGUUUGGGCAAAUACGGGGAUGCCUUAAAAAAAUGCCAUGAAGUAGAAAGGCAUUUUUUUGAGAUAACUGAUGACCAGUUUGACUUCCAUACGUACUGCAUGAGAAAAAUGACCCUUCGUGCCUACGUUGACCUUUUGAGAUUAGAAGAUGUACUCAGAAGACAUGCCUUCUAUUUUAAGGCUGCUAGAUCAGCAAUUGAAAUAUACUUGAAAUUGUAUGAUAAUCCUUUAACCAACGAAAACAAACAACAAGAAAUAAAUUCAGAAAACCUGUCUGCCAAAGAAUUGAAGAAAAUGCUUAGCAAGCAGAGAAGAGCUCAGAAAAAGGCUAAAUUAGAAGAAGAGAGAAAACAUGCAGAAAGGGAACGUCAACAGAAAAAUCAAAAGAAAAAAAGAGAGGAAGAAGAGGAGGAAGCCAGUGGUCUCAAGGAAGAACUUAUACCUGAAAGAUUAGAAAGGGUAGAAAAUCCACUCGAAGAGGCAAUCAAGUUCCUAAUACCUCUUAAGAACCUCGUUGCUGAUAACAUUGACACUCAUCUAUUAGCAUUUGAAAUAUAUUUUAGAAAAGGAAAGUUUCUGUUGAUGCUGCAAUCUGUCAAACGAGCUUUUGCCAUAAAUAGUAAUAACCCAUGGUUACACGAAUGUUUAAUUAAAUUUUCUAAAUCUGUAUCUAACCAUAGUAAUCUUCCAGACAUCGUGAGCAAAGUUCUCUCUCAAGAAAUGCAGAAAAUAUUUUUCAACAAGGAUUUGGAAAGUUUUAAUGAAGAUUUUCUCAAACAUAAUGCUACCUCUCUUCAGCAUCUACUUUCAGGUGCUAAAAUGAUGUAUUUUAUGGAUAAGUCAAGGCAAGAGAAAGCAAUUUCUAUUGCCACUAGACUGGAUGAAACUAUAAAAGAUAAAAACGUAAAGAUUUUAAUAAAGGUUUCUGAGGCCCUGCUUGAUGGCAGCUUUGGGAACUGUAAUUCCCAGUAUGAAGAAUACAGAACAGCCUGUCAUAAACUGUUUCCUUUCACGUCUGCUUUCCUGCCUGCCGUGCACGAAGUCGACAGUCACAGUGCAGCACUAAACCACACUGCUAUUAACUACGAUGUUUUGGCAAAUGAAAUGUGAAAUCUCGUAAAAAGUUGUCUCCUCUCGACUCAAGGCUGAAUUGAAGUCGGUUUCUAUUCCAGGGUGCAUUCUACUAUAGAUAUAAAAUGAAAUAUUUGGGUAGAAUUUUUAAAUGGAGUAUUCUGUUUGCUUAUUUUAUGCUUUAUCUGACUUUGCCAAUUUACGUAAAAAUCUGUUAAAAUUACCUGUUUAUAUUUGUACAGUUUUUCUUAAACUUCCAAAUUAUUAGCAUUACAGUAGGUGCUGUCACUUCUAUAAAUGUGAUAAUUUCUUAUUAAGCUGUUAUAUACAGUGCCACAAUAUUAUUUUUUUUAGAUCCUGGUUUCAGGAUUUAUGAUUUGAUCCCUUGUCUUACUGGUUUGUUUUAUUGCUGUUUACUUGCUUGCUUUUUAAUUAAAGUACAUUAGUUUUAAGGUGUUAAUUGUAUGUUAAAAAGAAUAUGGAACCCAUCUUGACAGAUACAGAGGUUUAUUUAAAAUUUAAUUUGCCUUUUUUUACCUUAAUUUUUCAUAAUUUACCAUUUCCUUGUAAUAUCCAUAAAAAUGACACCUUCUGGUUGAAUAAGGGUACUCCAGUUUUAUGUAGAUGAUUCAAAAUGGGGGGAUUGGUUUACCUCUCAAUCAUGGAACUUCACUGGUAAAUUUGUUGCAUAUCUCUAAACAGUCUUAACAACUUGCAGGCAAGAAUGAUGCUUUCUUGACUAAGUUGCUUUGAGUGUUAGCAGGUAGUUUGUAUCUGAGGGAUGUGCUUCGAGGCAGCAGAAUAGGUAGAAUAUAACUUAUAAUGAGACGUCUUACUCUUAUAGCUGUGCAUUAAGUAUUAAAUGCAUUUUUAUAUCCCCCAGCAAAAUGAGAGUUUAAACUAUUAGUUUAAGUACUAAAACAUAGUAUUGUUGAACAAUGAUUUUUUUUCGGGGGGAUAGCCUUUUUGUUCUAUCUUGUACAGAAGAAAGUAAUGGAAUCAUUCAGUUUGUGUUUCUUUCAAAACUAUGUAAAUACAUCUGUAACAUUAAUGCUUCCCUUUAUGGCAAAUAUAAAUUCAAAAAAGAUUCUAUUUAGACAAAAAAUUCUAAUUAAAAUGAUUUUCCUUCACCCUAAUCUAUUUAGAUUCAUAAUUAUUAAGAGAAAUCUCACUGUAAAACAAUGCCAUCCUAUAUAACAAUGUAAUAAAUUAUUUUGUACACA
This is a messenger RNA of Loxodonta africana (African savanna elephant), 12323 nucleotides long. RefSeq names its product N-alpha-acetyltransferase 16, NatA auxiliary subunit (gene NAA16). Gene Ontology annotation, biological process: N-terminal peptidyl-methionine acetylation. Gene Ontology annotation, cellular component: NatA complex; cytoplasm. Gene Ontology annotation, molecular function: protein binding. Lineage: Eukaryota; Metazoa; Chordata; Mammalia; Proboscidea; Elephantidae. Bases 8488 to 11139 code for a protein of 883 amino acids. The record is from RefSeq and is a predicted model, not a curated record. The transcript has 20 exons.